GUGUGUACUGCUUGUCAUGUGCUGCUGCAGCUGAACAUAUUAGCCACAGGCUGUCACUGCUGACACAUUACUCAUUGCCCCUACUCAUCAUCACUGUUCUCUCAUCAACCAAAACACAGCCCAAGUGCAGCAAAAGGAAGGGAUUUAAGGCAACCAUUAGCAUUUGGUGAAAAGUGUGUGAAAACAGAAGUAAGUUUAUUUUCUGGACCAAGCCCAGUUUAGUCAAGGAAUGUCAAAAGCUAUCUUAGUUACUUUUAUAAGGCAUGGAGGGUCUCAAAUGAGAAGAGGAGCCUUACUGUUGUCCCGCGUCUUGCAAGAUAACACGCACAUCACUUCCGUCAGGCAGUGUUCUCCCGCCAAUCGCAGGUCUUUCUCAUCUCGCUUUGACCCUGACGGAAGCGGACGCCCUGCUACCUGGGACACUUUUGGGAUUUGGGACAAUCGCAUCGAUGAACCCAUUCAGCUCCCACCCAGCAUAAAGUAUGGCAAGCUGAUUCCCCAAAUAAACCUGUCCAGAGUAGGCUGCUCCACGCAAUUGGGGAAAAGGAAGGAAAAUGAGGACCGGUUCAAUUUUGCUAGACUUACAAACGAUGUCCUGUAUUUCGCUGUGUACGAUGGACAUGGGGGAGCUGCGGCAGCAGAUUACUGCGACCGUUUCAUGGCCAAAUACAUCAAAGACUUCCUCUCACAGGAAAAUGAUAUGGAAAAAGCGCUGAGCAGAGCUUUCCUCGAAAUAGACAAAGCAUUUGCCAGACAUGCUCACCUUUCUGUUGAUGCAUCUCUUUUGAACUGUGGGACCACUGCUACAGUGGCCUUGCUGCGUGAUGGCAUCGAACUGGUAGUUGCCAGCGUCGGGGACAGUCGAGCAUUGUUAUGUCGGAAAGGAAAGCCUUUUAAACUUACAAUUGACCAUACCCCUGAACGGAAGGAGGAAAAGCAAAGGAUCAAGGAUUGUGGUGGCUUUGUUGCAUGGAAUAGUUUGGGACAGCCCCAUGUGAAUGGCAGGCUUGCAAUGACACGGAGCAUAGGGGACUUGGAUCUCAAAUCAAUGGGAGUCAUUGCUGAGCCUGAAACCAAAAGAGUUAAGCUCCACCAUGCCGAUGACGGCUUCUUAGUAUUAACUACAGAUGGUAUCAACUUCAUUGUGAACAGUCAAGAGAUCUGUGAUAUUAUCAACCAGUGCCAUGAUCCCUUAGAAGCAGCUCAAGUCCUCACCGAACAGGCUCUUCAAUUUGGCGCAGAGGAUAACAGCACAGCUAUUGUUGUCCCGUUUGGAGCCUGGGGAAAGCACAAGAAUUCUGAAGUCUGUUUUUCAUUCAGCAGAGGCUUUGCCUCCAGUGGAAGAUGGGCAUAACAGCCUCUUCCUCAUUUGGCUUUUCCAGGAGGAACACUUUUCUGUGUACAGUACCAUAAACUGUUGCCUGCCCCUAAAUCUGCACUAUGUACAUAGUUGUCUUCUCGCCAUCACACAUCCUAGCUUUACCUGCUUGGUGGUCUCCUGUUAUGACCACUGUGAGUGAAAGGUAGACUAGCACAUGCAGCUUUCGGUGAAACUUGGAUCUCUCAAUGAAAUGUGAAUACUUACGCAGUUCUUUUACGGUUAUGCUACCUUUUGCAAAAUAAUGUUACAUAUUUGGAAGUUUUAUAAGAGGGCUGCUUUUCAAUUUCAGCUUCAAUGGGAAACCGUUUUACUUUUUUCAUUUUCUUCAUAUAGUGUCACUCCCACAGAACAACCUAACCUAACCCUUUAAAUGCUAAUUUUGCACUGUAAUCGUGAACAACCUUUACUGUCUUUGCUCCUGGCUGUAUGCAGGUAUUUGUAUUCUGUAUAUGGCUAAAUAAUCUACAACAUGUCCUUUAGAGUUUAAAUGUUGUAUUUUGCACUUGAUAAAGGCAGGGAAUGGGUGUUGUUACAGGGGCAGACAUGCCUUUGAGUUAACUGUAUUGAGCCACUGGCACAUAUGCCCUAUAUACGGACCAGUGUGUCAGGCCAUGUAAGGAGGGGGCUAAGUAGUCCUGCGGUGUUCACGCAGGGACUUCAUUUUUCCAUUUCAAUAAAUGGAAGAAAAAUU
Molecule: messenger RNA, 2072 nt
Organism: Spea bombifrons (plains spadefoot toad)
Lineage: Eukaryota; Metazoa; Chordata; Amphibia; Anura; Pelobatidae
Gene: PPM1K
Product: protein phosphatase, Mg2+/Mn2+ dependent 1K
Exons: 8
Coding region: 230-1354 (374 amino acids)
Biological process (GO): protein dephosphorylation
Molecular function (GO): protein serine/threonine phosphatase activity; cation binding
Source: RefSeq, a predicted model, not a curated record